GACCAUUUCCAGACCGAGAUCCAGGACCGAAGAGCGCUUCUUGCAAGACCCAUUUGUUUACCUAAUACAAUGCACAAGAGAACCUAUCUCUCCAUCUCUAUAGUCGUACUGGCAUCGCUCCCAUGCUUCGCGACAGGGACUCAACCACACGCACUACUCAAUCAGAAUAGUGGCACACACGUGGAAUCCAGAAUCUCGCGCUUCCCAAUCGAAGACCUCAGCCCAUCAGAAUGGCGCGCCGAACACGAACGCACACGCGCCUCUUUAGGCGAUGAAGCCUAUCUUGCCCUGCGUAAAUCCGAAAUCGAUCAAAAGAUGAGAUCGAGCAAUGAUGUACUUAACGAUAUGAUAAAAGCUGGACGGUGGAAUUUGCCUCCAAUCGGAAACGAUGUCAAGCCGGAUCGUAUCGGUUUUGGUGACGAACGAGUGUUCGAUGUUGGGAUCAAGCAUGGUGUCCCUAAGUAUAUCACUGACGCUAUGUAUGCGACGUAUGGGUUGAAAGCUGGUGCGAAAAGUAUCGCAGAAGAGUGGUUAGAGUUUGAGGUUCCGGCUGAAAAGUUGAAAGAAGAGAGGAAGCGGAAGGAGACAGAGCGGCAGGAGGCAUUAGAGAUGGAGAAUACCAAGAUCUUGGAUGGAAGCUAUUCGGUCAGGGACAUUGAUAUGGGAUGUUUCCUGAAACUGAAAAGCUCUUGAAAUUCCAGCAAAGCACCACGGAUGACCUAGAGAUGCACACCGGUUGAUAGCAGCAUCAGAUCGAUUCUCUUCACUUCCUUCGUAUAGGCAGUGAAUUUAUUCCAUGGAUUAUCCCACG
Molecule: messenger RNA, 811 nt
Organism: Aureobasidium pullulans EXF-150
Lineage: Eukaryota; Fungi; Ascomycota; Dothideomycetes; Dothideales; Saccotheciaceae
Exons: 2
Coding region: 70-693 (207 amino acids)
Source: RefSeq, a predicted model, not a curated record